Molecule: messenger RNA, 3196 nt
Organism: Cheilinus undulatus (humphead wrasse)
Lineage: Eukaryota; Metazoa; Chordata; Actinopteri; Labriformes; Labridae
Gene: slc4a2a
Product: solute carrier family 4 member 2a
Exons: 21
Biological process (GO): monoatomic anion transport; transmembrane transport; regulation of intracellular pH
Cellular component (GO): apical plasma membrane; plasma membrane; basolateral plasma membrane
Molecular function (GO): monoatomic anion transmembrane transporter activity; solute:inorganic anion antiporter activity
Source: RefSeq, a predicted model, not a curated record
AUGUGUUCCAAACAAAGGUUUGAAAAUAUCUCCAAAUAUCAGAGUCCUGGGUUUAAUGACUUGUCAUCUCUCAACUAGUCUCUGGCUCCGCCCCCUCCUUGUUGCCAUAGCGAUGAAGAAGAGGAGGACCUGAACAAAGCCUUCGAUGUUCAGAGUUUUCAGGAGAUCCUCCGUCCUUCAGCUCGAAGUCCACCAGAGAAACACAGAGUCUGUGACGAGCAGGACUACGAAGACCACCGCCACUUCUCGCCCCACGUCCACCUUCCUCUGACCAAACCCCCCGCUGACAUCAGGAGGAGGAGGACCAAUGAGGAGGAGCGGCCAGGAUCCGCCACCAUAGAAGAAGACCAGGAGAAUGAGGAGGAGACCAGGGGACGGACCACCCCGCCCACCAGCGACCCCCUCACCACCUCGGCCAAUCACAACGGCCUCUCCUCAGGCUGCAUGGUGACCAGUGUGGCUACUGAUGAUGCUGAGGAGGCGGAGACUCUGACGUCAGUGGACCUGGACGGGAUCAAGAGUCACAGAUUGGAUGAUGUUCCAGCAGUGCGGCGCCACCUGUUGAAGCGGAGCUCCAGAGGGCCGAUCGUCCACGCCAACAAAGAACAGAGCAGCCGAGUGUCGACGCACCUGCAGCCAGACCACACCCCUCAUGAGGUUUUCGUGGAGCUGAACGAGCUGGUGAUCGACAGGAACCAGGAGCUGCAGUGGAGGGAGACGGCUCGAUGGAUCAAGUUUGAGGAGGAGGUAGAGGAGGAGACGGAGCGCUGGGGGAGACCUCAUGUUCCCUCGCUGUCCUUCCGCUCCCUGCUUGAGCUCCGAAAAACCAUCUCCCACGGGGCGGUGCUGUUGGACCUGAAGCAGAGAACUCUCCCUGGGAUCGCUCAGCAGGUGGUCGAACAGCUGGUGAUCUCUGACCAGAUCAGAGCUGAAGACCGCGCCAACGUCCUCCGAGCUCUGCUGCUACGACACAGCCAUCCCAGUGAUGAGAAAGAUCACAGUUUAUUCAACAAGAACAUCUCUGCAGCCAACAUGGCCAACUUGAUUGAGAGACACAUCAGCCAAUCAGAGCACUCCAUCAAUGUGACCAAUCACAAAGAGGCUGAGAGCGAUGAAAACAAGAAAGAAGCCCCGCCCAUCUGUCACUCCCGAUCCAAACACGAAGAGAAGCUGAUGGAGAAGAUCCCAGAGCGAGCCGAGGCCACGGUCGUCCUCGUAGGCAGCGUGGGCUUCCUGGACCAGCCCUCCAUGGCGUUCGUUCGCCUUCAGGAGGCUGUUCCCCUCGAGUCAGUCCUGGAGGUCCCUGUUCCCGUGAGGUUCCUCUUCCUUCUCCUGGGCCCGCCCACCGCCAUCGACUAUCACCAGAUUGGUCGUUCCAUCUCCACACUCAUGUCAGACAAGGAGCGACAGAGAGAAAACAGGAACAGGGUGACUGGGGAUAAACCUGGGAGCUGCAGUGCAUCCCUAGCAGAGUAUUCCCUCGUUCCCUCCAAACACGGCGACGAGCCCCUGAAACGGUCUGGUCGUCUGUUUGGCGGUCUGAUCAAAGACGUGACUCGCCGCUACCCUCAGUACCUCAGCGACCUGAAGGACGCUCUGAACCCUCAGUGCAUGGCCGCCAUCAUCUUCAUCUACUUCGCCGCUCUGUCUCCCGCCAUCACCUUUGGGGGACUGCUGGGUGAGAAAACAGACGGGCUGAUCGGCGUGUCGGAGCUGAUCGUUGCCACGUCUCUGCAGGGAAUCGUCUUCAGUGUCCUGAGCGCUCAGCCUCUGCUGAUCAUCGGGUUCUCCGGACCGCUGCUGGUCUUUGAGGAGGCCUUCUACACGUUCUGUAAAGCCAGCGAGAUCGACUACCUGACUGGUCGGCUCUGGAUCGGUCUCUGGCUGGUCCUCAUCGUGGUCCUGACUGUGGCCCUGGAGGGGAGCAUCUUGGUUCGCUUUGUUUCCCGCUUCACUCAGGAGAUCUUCUCCUUCCUCAUCUCACUCAUCUUCAUCUACGAGACCUUCGCCAAACUAGUCAAGAUCUUUCAGGAGCAUCCCCUUAAAAAUUGUUUCCAUGGAAACAACACCAUAUAUUCAUCUAAAUGCAACUUCACAACAGAAGCAAGGAAUUCUGGGAAGCACUUUGGGGUUCCAUACACGAUCUUGAUCAUGGUUCUGGUGGACUAUAGUGUAGAGGACACCUACACCCAGAAACUGAGCGUGCCCAGUGGAUUCUCAGUGUCCAGCCCAGAGAAGCGUGGCUGGCUGAUCUCUCCUCUGGGCUCAGACGGACAGUUCCCUGUCUGGAUGAUGGGUGCCAGCAUCCUUCCUGCCAUCCUGGUCUUCAUCCUGAUCUUUAUGGAGUCUCAGAUCACAGCGCUGAUCGUCAGUAAGAAGGAGAGGAUGCUGGUGAAAGGGACCGGUUUCCACGUGGACCUACUCAUCAUCGUGGUGGUGGGUGGACUCUCGGCCCUGUUCGGGUUACCGUGGUUAUCGGCCGCCACGGUUCGCUCCGUCACCCACACCAAUGCCCUCACUGUCAUGAGUAAAGCCGUCGCCCCUGGAGACAAGCCCCGCAUUGAGGAGGUGAAGGAGCAGAGGGUGACGGGCUUCGUGGUGGCGGUUUUAGUGGGUCUGUCCAUCGUCAUUGGGGACGUGCUCCGCCAGAUCCCACUGGCGGUUCUGUUCGGGAUCUUCCUCUACAUGGGUGUGAUGUCUCUGAAUGGGAUCCAGCUCACUGACAGACUGAUCCUGCUGCUGAUGCCCCCGAAGUACCAUCCAGACCAGGACUACGUCCGCAAGGUGAGGACGCUGAGGAUGCACCUGUUCACUGUCGUCCAGCUGGUCUGUCUGUCCCUCCUCUGGGUUGUCAUGGCGACAGCAGCGGCGCUGGCGUUCCCCUUCAUGCUGCUGCUGACCAUCCCUGUGAGGAUGCUGGUUCUGCCCCGGAUAUUCAGCUGGAGAGAGAUGCAGAGUCUAGAUGCUGACGAUGCAGAGCCUCACCUGGAUGAGAAGGAGGGGCAGGACGAGUACUCACAGCUGCAGAUGCCCGUGUGACCUGUCUCCAUCCCUGUAAUUGGCUGAUCCAGCUCCAUCAUUAGCAUAUCAGAUGUGUUUCCUGUAGCAUGACCUCUGAAAUCAUAUUUUUAUAAAUCUGAAUGUUUAUUUCUGACCCUGAUGAAGCUGCUGAUUAAAGUCUAUACUCUGAUUUUUC